UUAACAACUAGCUUAAAAUGGAAAGUCUUACGCUUGGUUUUUGUACAUUCAUUUUAUUUAGUAUCAGUAACACUCAUUCCCAGCUCUAUAAUAGUCAACGUUUACCCCUCUCGUUGGUGCCAUAUCAUUACGAUGUUAGUGUUCUCACUCACUUGGAGGAGGUUGACAAUAUGCGUUUUGAAGGAAUUGUAGAGAUUUCGUUGCGUGUCCUAGAAUCAACUAAUUUGGUGGUGUUUCAUGUGGUUAAUUUGACAGUUCCAAUCGAUCAAAUUAAAUUAAGUGAAUCCGCGAGGAAAAGAGAAAUAAAUAUCAUUAAAACAGAAAUAAAUGAACGUUUUGAGUAUAUGAUAUUACAAGUAGAAAAUCAAUUGGAAGUGGAUAAAUCCUAUUACUUAAGAGUACCAUUUGGUCGUCGUUUUAUACAUGGCCAAAUUAAUUCUUAUUUCGUUGCCAGUCGCAAAAAUCUGGAUACCAACAAACCAAGUUGGUAUGCUGUCACACAUUUUGAGAGAAAUUUCAUAAGAGGUGCCAUGCCGUGCUUUGAUGAGCCAGCUCUGAGGGCCACAUUCAACGUGACUUUGGGUCAUCACAAACGUUACCAGAGUUUUAGUAAUAUGCCCAUGCUCAGAAUGCGUCCAAAUUAUGAUCUGAGAGAUUAUGUUUGGUGUAACUAUGAGAUCACGCCACCAAUGCCAACUUACCUUUUGGCGUAUUCUGUCAACGAAUUCAAGUGCACUAGGAGUAGAACAACUAAGGGAAAACUGGUCACUUUUAGGACAUGUCAAAUGGGUGGUCCACCUAAUUCCACCUUAUAUGUGAGCAAUUUAUCGCCGAAACUGUUAGAAUAUUUCAGCAAUCUCUUUGAUUCUCCAUUUCCACUUGAGAAGAUUGAUCAACUUGUGAUGAGAGAUCAAACUAGCGGCAUGGAAAAUUGGGGUCUUGUGUUGUAUGGUUUUUCAACUUUAACCACACACAAACCCAUUGAAUAUGAUUACUACAAUAGAAUAGCCCACAUUGUGGGACACGAGUUGGCUCACAUGUGGUUUGGAAAUCUUGUCACAGUCGCUUGGUGGAGUGACUUUUGGUUGAAAGAGGGUUUCGCCUCAUACUUUUCCAUAUUGGGAGUAGAUUAUUUACAUCCUGACUGGAAUCAUAAUAAUCGAGAAUUUGGACUAUUGAAACAAAUCGCCUAUUACUUAGACGGUCAGCAUAAUGUGUCGCUUUCGCAUAAAGUGGGCAAGACUUCUCUAGAGCAACUUAUGGAAAAUAAUGAACUUGUUUACUUUAAAUCCAUUUUUAUUAUUCGCAAGAUGCACGCCAUGCUGGGUGAUAAAGCAUUCUAUCAAGGACUUCGCAGUUAUCUAACUCAGUAUGGCUAUGGAAGCACUCACAAAGAUGAACUUUGGAUUCAAUUACAGCGGGCAAAUGAUCAUUGGGGCUCUUUGCCAAAGGGAUUUAAAGUGAAAACCAUUAUGGAUAGCUGGACCUUACAGCACGGUUAUCCCAUUUUAACUGUUUUCCGAAGCAUGGAUGGUAAAUGUGUUACGGUUACACAAAAACAUUUCUUUGUGAAUUCAAACCGAAGUGAAGCAUGGUGGAUUCCAUUGUCCUAUACCACGGAAUUGGAGCAAAACUUUAAUGAUACACGACCAUCAAUUUGGAUCAAGGGGGAACCUUCUAUCAAUAUCCACUUUAAUGAGCUAAAAGACAAAUGGAUCAUCUUCGAUAUACAAUCAUAUGGAUACUUUAGAAUCAAUUAUGAUAACCAAAAUUGGCACUUGUUGGCCAAGGCUCUGAGACAGAAUCAUCACAUCUUCCACGAACUGAAUAGAGUGCAACUGGUCAGCGAUGCUUUAUUUCUCCAUCAUCAAAAUCUACUUGAUCAGGAUGUAUUACAUCACUUACUUAGCUAUCUGGUUCAGGAACGUUCCUAUGCAGUUUGGAGGCCGUAUAUUGCAGAGUUGGAAACACAUCGUAAGGAACUGGAAUUUCAUCAUUGGUUAAUCAAAAAAGUCUACAAUAUUUACAAUGGCUUCCAUGAGGGCCUGAAUAAACUCACUAACUGGAAUGAGAUUAAUAUUGUUAAGUUUAUCAUGCAAUAUUUGUGUGCCAUGAACAUUGAAGACUGUGUGGUAAAAGCAUUUAUUUACUUAAAGAAUCAAUAUUCUCUUGGAUUAACAUUGGGCAAUCAUCUCAAGCCAGCCAUAUUUUGCGCUACUAAAUGUCAUGGAGAGAAUAUUGAUGACAGUAUUAAAAAUUGGCUAAAAACAGAUCCAGAUUAUGAGAGAUUUUGUCCUUGCAAAAUACUAAACUAAAGAAAAUUUUCCAUCAACAUUAUGUAUUAAAAAGUCUUUCAAUUAAACUCCAGAAUCGUAGUCACAAA
This is a messenger RNA of Drosophila willistoni, 2383 nucleotides long. Its product is annotated as aminopeptidase N. The record is from RefSeq and is a predicted model, not a curated record. Gene Ontology annotation, biological process: peptide catabolic process; proteolysis. Gene Ontology annotation, molecular function: peptide binding; zinc ion binding; metalloaminopeptidase activity. The transcript has 4 exons. The coding region runs from base 18 to 2315 and encodes 765 amino acids. Lineage: Eukaryota; Metazoa; Arthropoda; Insecta; Diptera; Drosophilidae. Gene Ontology annotation, cellular component: cytoplasm.